CGAAGACAAAAUUUGAAACUUAAUAAGUUAGGAGUCGUUACACAUUUCUUGACAAUAAUAAUACGUUUUAUCUAUUUAUUCAUUUUCUCUUCCUUGGUCAUUUUAUUUAAAAACUUAUGGAUAAAUUUAAGGAAAAAAUCAAUUCGCUUCGCGCUGAAGCUGAUGCAUCUGUUCAACGCGCUGAAAAUGCUGAAGCUGAAUUAAAAAAGGCCAAAGAAGAUAUAAUUGUAAAAGAACAAGAAAUCAUUUCCCUUACCAAUAAAAUUUCACUUUUGGAAGCUGAAGUUGAACGUGCUGAUAAAAAAAUUAGUGAUCUAAAAUCUGCGAAAGAGGAAGAGGAAUCAACUUCAAGUACCACUGAAGCACUUCAAAGAAAAAUUUCUAUACUUGAAAAUGAAUUGGAUACCACUGAAAAGAAUUUGAAGGAAACUACUGAAAAGUUACGCACAACAGAUGUUAAAGCCGAGCACUUUGAGCGUAAGUGUAACACUCUUGAAUCCGAGAAAGCCGAUUUAGAAAAGAAACUUGAUGAAAAGGAACAGGAAUUUAAAAAGAAGGAAGAAGAAUUAGAAGCCACACUGAAACAACUUGAGGAUAUGUAGCAAAGUUCAAUUAGUUUACCAAAGUUAAUACGACUAAUAUUCUUUUAUAUAUGCGUUUUGAUUUUUCACUUUUCAUUUUAAGUAUUUUAAGUGGAAUUAUAAUUUAUUUAAUCAAUAUUACAGCUAAAUUUUUUGACAUCAUUGUAAAUAAAUGUAAACUAUGAUAUGGCUGUUGCCUACCAUUACUUACAUUGGUCAAUAAAAUUUUGUCAGUAAAAAACCAUCUUUAUUUAAUAAAUUUUGC
Molecule: messenger RNA, 846 nt
Organism: Rhizophagus irregularis DAOM 181602=DAOM 197198
Lineage: Eukaryota; Fungi; Glomeromycota; Glomeromycetes; Glomerales; Glomeraceae
Source: RefSeq, a predicted model, not a curated record